Messenger RNA from Solanum verrucosum, 908 nucleotides. RefSeq lists its product as uncharacterized. Bases 38 to 733 code for a protein of 231 amino acids. Lineage: Eukaryota; Viridiplantae; Streptophyta; Magnoliopsida; Solanales; Solanaceae. The record is from RefSeq and is a predicted model, not a curated record. The transcript is spliced from 2 exons.
GCUCCGCAAUAAUCUUUCAUUUUUCUUGAUCGAAACAAUGGAGACUCCAUCAUCAACAACAACGUCAAAACUCAUUGUAAUUAAAGAAUCUGAGAAGAAGGAAAUGACGAAGAAAUCAGCUCUUUUUGAUAUUACAAAUGGGUCACCAAUUGUUGGCCUAGCUACUGGGAUUUUGAAAACCCCAUCAUCUGCAGUGUCCAGGAGUACUCAAGGAAGAAAAUGUUGUACUCCUGGUUCAGGGGAAGCAUUAUUGAGAGGUCAAGUGAAGAAUUUAUUGCAAAUGGUUGAAGAAGAAGCUGAAAUCUCAUUGGGGAAAAGGACUAAUAUCUUUCAUGUUGAAGGUCUUGUCGCCCCAACUCCUGCAAACACUCCUCUUAUGGAUCUCUCUGCCAAUGAAUUGCUGCCACCUGUCACCGCAUCCCCAGUGGAAGACACGUUUGUCAUAUCUCAGAUAUUGAAUAAGAUUGUGUAUGAGGGGAAGAAGAAGCAAGAGAGUGUUGAAAGUGAGACGAGUGUUACAAGAUCUUUACUGCUGGAUUUUUGUGACAAGUCAGAAUCAUCUGUAGACGGAGAAGAAGAAAUUGAUGAACUAUGCGAAGCAAUUAGCAGUAUGAAUGUUAAUGGAGGAGGACAGAAAUUUGCUGGCAAACGCAUCAAGUUUGUGUACAAUAGUGACGAUGAAUUUGUAGGAGUUGAGGAGGAAUUUGCAGCUUCACCAGAAAGGAUUGACUAAUCAAUCCUAAAGAAAAAGGAACCUUUACUUUUUUACUUUUUUAAUUUUUUUUUUUUUGCUGUUGUGCCAAGACACCAAGAACUGAGGUGUUGUGAUUGAUAUUACAUUGAUUCUGUAAGUUUUGGUUCAUAUUUCAUUUGGACCAUUCAGAAUAAUUUAUUGUCAAGUGAAAUAA